Messenger RNA from Lodderomyces pseudojiufengensis, 1578 nucleotides. RefSeq names its product Fcy2p (gene FCY2). NCBI's taxonomy places the organism in Eukaryota, Fungi, Ascomycota, Pichiomycetes, Serinales, Debaryomycetaceae. Bases 1 to 1578 code for a protein of 525 amino acids. The transcript has 2 exons. Gene Ontology annotation, molecular function: nucleobase transmembrane transporter activity. The record is from RefSeq and is a predicted model, not a curated record. Gene Ontology annotation, biological process: cytosine transport; transmembrane transport. Gene Ontology annotation, cellular component: fungal-type vacuole membrane; plasma membrane.
AUGGGGAAUAAUAUACAUGAAGAAGAAAUUAUAGAGUCACACGAUAUUGAAAAAAAUCCAUCACUUAAUAAAGAAAGAUACGUUCAAAAUGAAAUAGAAUAUACAGACUCAUAUGAAAUAAAAGAAGAAGAAGAAAAAUCAGAACAAUCUUCAAAGGAUGAAUCAUCAAUAAAAAAAUUAUUAACAAAAUGGGGUAAAUAUUUAAAUGUUGAAACAAGAGGUAUUGAAAAAGUACCAAUAGAAGAAAGAACAGAUACAUCAUUAUUAAUACCUUUUACAAUUUUUUUUUCACCUCAAAUGGCUGUAAGUGCAUUAAGUACUGGAUCAUUAGCUCCUAUAAUGGGAUUAGAUUUUAGAAGUGCUGUAUUAUGUUCUAUAUUUUGUAAUAUUAUUGGUGCUAUGGUUGUUGGAGUUGUUUGUUUAUUUGGUUUAAAAACUGGUCUUAGACAACAAAUUGCUUCAAGAUAUUUAACUGGAAAUAUUAUGGGAAGAAUUUUUGCAUUUUUUAAUGUUAUUAGUUGUAUUGGUUGGAAUGCAAUAAAUCUUAUGCCAGCAGCAGGAUUAUUAUAUUCAGUAAAUCAUAAUUUUAAACCUUGGUUAGCUUGUUUAAUAUUAGUUUUAAUAAUUUGUUUUGUUUCAUGUGUUGGUUAUAAAUUUGUUCAUUAUUAUGAAAGAUAUGCUUGGUUACCAACUUUUAUUGUUUAUAUUGUUAUAAUUGUUAGAUUUACUCAAUCAAGAGCAUUUGAAUGGGGUGAUAUGAAUGAAACUACUGCAAGAGGUGUAUUAGGUUAUAUUGUUAUUGCAACUUCUUUUACAAUGGGUUGGGCUCCAAGUGCUUCUGAUUAUUUAGUAUAUUUUAAACCAAAUGUAAGUGGAUUUAAAGUUGCAACUGCAAUGACUUUGGGAUUAUCUAUUCCCGCAAUUAUAUCAUGUAUCUUGGGUGCUGCUAUAACUUCAUGUAUAUAUACACCAGGUAGAUUUCAAGAUGCAUAUAAUGAAAAUUCAUUUAGUGGAUUAUUAUAUGAAAUUAUUGUAGGAGAAAGUAAUAAUAAAGGUUAUAAAUUUUUAGUUGUUGUAUUAGCUUUAUCAGCUGUACAAAAUAAUUUAAGUGGUGGUUAUUCAUUAUCAUUAGCAACUCAAUGUAUAUCAGAAAGAAUUUUUCAAAGAAUUCCAAGAGUAUUGUUAUGUAUUAUUGGUAAUUUAAUUUCUUUAGCUUUUGCUAUUCCAGCUUAUUAUGUAUUUGAAGCAGCAAUGGCAAAUUUCUUAUCUAUAAUUGGUUAUAAUGUUUCAAUUUAUGUUGGUAUUAUAUCAGCAGAACAUUUUAUUUUCAGAAAGGGAAAUUUUGCAAAUUAUAAUACGGAUAAUUUUAAUAAUAAAUUGAAUUAUGGUAUAUCAUUUGCUGGUAUAUUUGCAUUUUGUUGUGGUAUUGGUUCAACAGUUGUUUUUAUGGAUCAAACUUGGUAUUCUGGUGUAUUCGCUCAACAUGUUGGUGAUAUUUCUUUGGAAAUGAAUAUUGUUAUUUCUUUUGUUGCUUAUUGUUUAACUAGACCAAUAGAAUUAAAAUAUAUUGGUAGAUAG